GAUCAACCAGUCUGAUGGGAAAUCUUUAGGGCAUCGCCGCGGAGAUCUGGUCGACACUAGCCAAAACGCCGAAACCACACGGUUGUAGAAGCAGACCUUCCGAUCCAGACUCUUUCUCAACUCUCAACAAAAGACCACCAAAAGAUAUCCCAUUUGGCUCGAGUUUGAUUGUGAUAACCCAGUCAGCCCAUGCGAGCAAACCAGUGAAUGAACUACUGAUUCGUCUCGUCAACCACCAUGGCUCCCAGCUUCCAAAACCUGACCAUCGAAUCACCGGCCUCGGCGCCAGGGGUCCACAUCAUAACGAUGAACAAACCACCCGAGAAUCGACUGAACAUGGCGUACGCUCAGACAAUCAUAGACGCCCUCCGCUACAUCGAACGGGACCUGAUGAAGCCCGACUCUCCAGGGGCGGUCGUCAUCUCGUCCUUUUCCGACAAGUUCUGGUGCACGGGUCUCGAGCUCGACGAGUCCGACUCCAACAUGUUUGCCAACGCGGACGGCUUCUACCCGCUCCUCGCCACUCUCGUCGACUACCCCUACCCGACCGUGGCCUUGAUCACCGGUCACACGUUCGGCGGUGCGUGCCCGUUCAUGCUGUCGUGCGACUACCGGAUCAUGAACAGCAAGCGCGGCUUCAUCAGCAUGCCGCCGGUCAACCUCGGGCUACACUUUGACGGCAUCGGCGCCCUGCCUCGGCUGAAGCUCCACCCGCAGAUCGCACGCAAGAUGCUGCUCGAGGCGCACAAGUGGACGGGGGAGGCCGCACUGAAGGACGGGAUCGUCGACGAGAUCAGCCCCCCCGAGAAGAUGAGACAGAGGGCGGUCGAGUUCGCGAGCAGCAUCGCCCCUAGAGCGACCAUGGGUGUGUACGGUCUCCUGAGGGCCGAACUGUGGGGCGAAGCCCUCGAGAAGUUCAAGGCCAUCAGUUACGUGCACAGAAAGAGGAUAGGCACGGCCGCGAAAGCGAAGAUUUAGAUUUUUUGUUUUUCUUCUUGUGUC
Exophiala oligosperma is the source of this 1002-nucleotide messenger RNA. RefSeq lists its product as uncharacterized. Bases 238 to 978 code for a protein of 246 amino acids. Gene Ontology annotation, cellular component: peroxisome. The record is from RefSeq and is a predicted model, not a curated record. Gene Ontology annotation, biological process: fatty acid beta-oxidation. NCBI's taxonomy places the organism in Eukaryota, Fungi, Ascomycota, Eurotiomycetes, Chaetothyriales, Herpotrichiellaceae. Gene Ontology annotation, molecular function: enoyl-CoA hydratase activity; delta(3)-delta(2)-enoyl-CoA isomerase activity. The transcript has a single exon.